Molecule: messenger RNA, 2863 nt
Organism: Lycium barbarum (goji berry)
Lineage: Eukaryota; Viridiplantae; Streptophyta; Magnoliopsida; Solanales; Solanaceae
Exons: 5
Coding region: 1417-2265 (282 amino acids)
Source: RefSeq, a predicted model, not a curated record
GCCCCAUUUGUUUGCACUUAAUGGGGGUCUGAAUCUGAAUGGUUCAGAUUUCAGCCCAUUAAGUGCAUUUGUUUUUUUUUUUUUUAAAUAGUCUCUUAAUACAUCUGAAAACAUCUGACUCGGUCAGAUUUCAAAAAGAAUCUUAAUGGGAUUCAGACUCUCAAAAAUGCCAAAUUUAUUUGCUUAAAAAGCUCACACGUCUGGGUUUUUUUUCUCUUUUAAAUUUACGCUUCUCUCUCUCUCUUUCUAAUUUACCCUUCUCUCUUUAUCCCCAACAUCAACGAUGCUCUAUUUGCCUCUUUAUCAGUAAGCUAUUCAUCAAAUUCUUUCUUCUUGAACAGUUAUGGAACAAGCUAAUGAAAAUUCAAGAUUGACUUGGAGAUUGGAGGUAGUAAAAACAUUUUUAGAAACUUGUAUUCAAGAAGUGUCAUUGAAUGGGAGACAAUGAAGUAGUUUGAAGCCAGAUUCAUGGAACAAGGUUAAGGUUAUUCUGCAAACUUCUCAUGACUUUAUAGUCACACAAAAGAAGAUGAAGAACCAUUAUGAUUAUUUAAAAGAAAAAUAUCAAGCUUGGUUGCCAAUAACUAAAAACACUGGUAAUAUUUAUGAUCCAGCAACCAAUACCAUUCGAAUGUCUAACGAGGAGUGGGAUGAGUACAUAAAGGCUCAUCCAAAAGCCAAGACAUUGAGGAGUGCACCUCUACCCUUUCCGGAACUUUGUACAACAUUAUUUGAGGGUUCUACUGCAACAGGAAUUCAUGGUUGGACUCCAAGUUGUACAACUCCGCGGCCCGAUGCCUCUUCUGUAGCUACUAAUAUAGACAUAGAUUCACUUGAUGACAUUGAGGAUCUACUUGGUGACAAAAAUGAUGGAGCUUCUAAAGAUUUUCCAUCUCAAUCUUCAAUUCCAAUUGAAAAAAAGAAUCUGGGAAAGAAAAGAAAAAACGCAUCGUCCCGAUUAGAAAUUGAUGAGAAGAUGAGUGCUGCAUUGGAGUUACUGAUUAACAAAAACAACGAGCCUGAUGUUGAAGAAUGUAUAGAAAAACUAGACAAGCUUGGAUGGGAAGAGCCAUUGUACUCUGCAGCUCUUAGUAUAUUUUGUGAAGGUGAUGGCUACACAAAAACAUGGAUGAAACUGAGAGGAGUAUGCUAGAUGAAGAUUUUAUGGAAUCUAGUCUUUAUUUUUAUUUUUAUUUUGGUUUUUUAAUUAUAACCUCUGGAACUUUGUGGUAAUAUAUUAUGCUUAUGGAACGUAUUUUAUUGGUGAAAAAUGCUACUUGUAUGUCUUGUUAUGCUUGAUGAGUAUAGAAUAAUUUUUUAUAACCAUUGUAUACUUUUUUAUCUUGAUGAAAUACAUAGGUAGUUGUGCUUACGAUUAUGUAUUGUAUCUUUUUUUCUUGGUAAAACAGAUUCAACAUGGAUAUCGAUGAUCAAAUAUUAUGGUUGAUGAGCUUGUAUUGGCAAAGAAAUCGUUAUAGACUCAAGUAUGAUAGAAGAAUUAGAGAUUUAACAUCAUCUUUAUCUGGUCAAAAGUAUACAUUAGAACUAUUAUCUGGCUCUAAUCGACAAUGUAUAGAAUUGAUGCGCAUGUCACGUGAUGCAUAUGUUCAGCUAUGUCAACAUUUUAGACAUAAUGGAUGGCUCAUAGAUAGCAAACAUAUAUCCGUCGAAGAGAAGAUAGCAAUAUUCUUAACUAUUAUAGGACAUAACGAGCGUUACGUCGUAAUCAAGAGAAGAUUUCAACAUUCUUUGCAGACAAUUCACAAGUAUUUUCACGAGGUUCUUGAGGCAAUGAUUAAUUUUGCAAAAGAGAUGAUAGCACCUACAACAUUUGAUUCGAAUAUGAAUAUUCCUGGUGCUCAUAACAGGUUACGAAGAAUUUUUAAGGGAGCAAUAGGUGCACUAGACGGGACAUUAGUACAUGCUGUUGUUCCCGCUAAUCAACAAAUUGUUUACAGAGGAACGGGAAAAGGUAAAUGCUAUCAGAAUGUUCUAGCAAUAUGUGACUUCAAUAUGGUCUUCACUUAUGUUUAUGCUGGAUGGGAAGGGGUAGCACAUGAUGCACGCGUUCUAACUGAGAUUGCAUCUAAUCCAGAUAAUGGCUUUCCAUUUUCUCCACCUAAUAAAUACUAUCUAUGUGAUGCGGCAUAUCCUAAUACUCGAGGAUUUCUAGCACCGUAUCGUAAUAUUCGAUAUUGGUUAGGAGAUUAUCAUCGUAGGCGUGCCAUAACGAAGGAGGAAAAGUUUAAUCAUGCUCAUGCAUAACUUAGAAACAUUAUCGAACGUUCCUAUGGAGUACUGAAAGCAAGAUUUCCUAUAUUGGACAAGAUGGCUCCAUAUCCUAUUAAUAUCCAAAGAGAUGUUGUUAUUGCAUGUUUUGCCGUUAAUAAUUUUAUCAGGAAGGAGCGCAUCAAUGAUGACUUGUUUAAUCAUUUUGAUACGCCUCAAGUGAUAUUUGAUGAAGAAGGACAACAAGAAGAAGCAUUAGAUGAAACAAAUGGACCUAGUUGGACAGUUGAAGAUUCUCAGAUAAUGACCGAUAUGAGGGAGCAACUUGCACUCCAACUAAUGCAAAGAAGAUGAAAUACUUGAGAGUUCUAUAUUUUAGUUAUUUGAAAUUUUUUUCCAGUGUUGGAGUGUUACAAUUUGAUGAUUGUUAGUUAAUUAUUCAAAUACUCUAAUAUUUAUGUGUCUAAAUCAUAACUGUAUUUGAGAUAUUGUUUUACUUUGUUGGAUAGGUUUGAUUUAUAGAUUAAUUUAUGUUAAAUUUAAAUUUUUUGAUUGCAUUUUAUAAACAAUUUAUUUUUAAGGAUAUAUCAUUUUUUGAAUAAUUCAGAUAGUUCAAUAAUUGUAUCAAACAUAA